Molecule: messenger RNA, 3885 nt
Organism: Seminavis robusta
Lineage: Eukaryota; Bacillariophyta; Bacillariophyceae; Naviculales; Naviculaceae
Source: the annotation of a GenBank genome assembly
AUGGGAACCCCACGGUCACAAACCACUGGCUCUGAUGGCACCAGCAGUAACAGUGGGAGCCGCCGAGCCCUGAUUGCAUCAGUGCGAACAAAUUCGACCUGUGUCGGCCUUCAGCAAUCAACCAUCUACGAGGCUUCCCACUCUGACGGAGAGGCAAUCCCUGCCAAGAUCCUGGCGGCAUCCUCCGACUAUGAUGGUGACCUGCAUUCCAAUGAGGACUUUGUAUUCUAUGACGUGGAGAGUCAACAAUUCGUGUAUCGCAGCAACAGUACUCGUACAGCAACUCAACAAUGCGCUCGGUCCAUACAAGACCUACAAGCACUACAGGACAAUAGUACCAAUCAGGACGAUACCGACCAUGAUGAUUUUAUCAACAGCUUUGCACAUGACAACGACGACAGCAAGUCAGAAGCCAGUCGAUCCGUCGAUUCGGCAUGGGAACGAGAAAAGGCACUCUACAAGAAAGGUCUCUGCUACAUUAUCUUUUUUCAUAUCUACCACUCUCUCUACGAGUGGUUCUUCAAAUUCACGGCUUGGCUUAUCCUGCUGUGCAAGAGGGCUGGCGGUGGUGACAACCACGGUAAUGACAUGGCAGAAGAACUCAUACAAGAAGUUGCCGAUGCGGCCGAUUUGGCCGUCACGGGCGUCACUAAUACAGUAGGCCCUACCGGAACCACAACAACUACCACCGCAACCGCCACCUCUACAAGUGCCGCCACAUCGGCUGCAACAACCACAACCACCGCAUCGGCCACACAGGCUACCGCCGUCGUGGCCCAAACCACCGCUACCACCACCACAGCUACCACCACAUCUUCAGCUGUCACCACUAGUGUCACUGCCGCUAGCACUCAUACCGCUGCCACAGUGACAGCAACCACUACUGGAACCACUGCAGCCGCCUCCACGGGUACUGCAGCAGCAGCUACAGGGACUGCCACCGCCACGGGAGCCGCAGCAACAGGGACAGCUACAGCUACAGCCACUGGAGUAGCCAACGCAGCUGUAGUGGCACAAAUGGCGGUAGUAUCGGCCCAAGGAGCCGCCGGGGCCACUGCGGCUGCCACAGGAGCUGCAGCAGCCACAGGAGCUGCAGCAGGAGCAGCUGGAGUUGGAACAGCCACUUCGGCAGCCAUGUCUGCCACGGUCACAGCGACGGCAACAUCCACUGCCACCUCUCAAGCGGCUGUAGCUGUUGGUGUGGCCACUGUGGCAGCUUUCUCUACCACUGUGGUUGUUGUCUCCUCAUACCACCAUAAUGUUCAAGAAUACUAUAACUUUGGAGAUCAAUUCGUUCCUCCUAUCUGCUCUCUUGCAUCCGAAUCCAAACAAGGAUGUGUUGAGUUGCAGUUGAGAGGGUUGCCAGCCGAUAUUUUUGAAUCCACAGAGGAAGACAACAUGGAAUAUUUUCAACAUACCUUUCGAGAUGUCUACAAUAGUAUCACUGGCAUGUGUCUGGACACCUAUGAUAGAGUGAUCCACGAGGCCAGGCUUGUGGAAUGGGAGACAGAUUGGGGAGACUAUGAGAGCAUCAGUCAAGACAAGGCGCAUGCAGACUAUGACUGGGCAGUGGCCAACAGCAUCACCACCAUGUACUGGGAGACCACGGUGGCUUGUACUGGGUGUCCUGAUCAGGAACCUCUCUUCUCUGUGCCAGAUGACUACAACAUUCUCCAACUACAGCAACGCAACGAUUCCCGGAAGGACGACUUUGAUUUCUCCAAUUUCUUCAGCCUCUUUGUGGCAUCUUUUGGCUUUACUGUGGAUCGCUAUGUCAACGGCGUCACCUUCUUGUUCAACAAUACAGUUGUCUAUGGUAAUGAUACUGCUCUGGCUUUUCAAAAUCGAACCGAUGAAGGUAUUCAUGUUGUUGAAGCCAGUACAGUUGAGUGUCGUGCGCCAGUUGUGGAGGGACAACAACAAGCAGCCACCAAUACAACCAGAGGAACAACCAUUCAAACAUUGGACGAAGAAGAAAUCUUGGCAGCUAGAAAUGUGGUGGAUCAGAACAAUGGAACAGUUGUCACUUCAACAGCUCAACAGAAUCUUGAUUCUAUUCAAUCCUGCUUUGAUGCUGGCACCAAUGAAGUUGUGGGUGAAUCUCAGUUCUGCCAAACAGUAACACAAAAUUCCAAUAUGCGAGGAGAAGAGCUUGCAGCAUGUGCGCGUGAUGCAGCUUCUGGAAAUGCAAACAGGGAGUGUCAGGAAGCUUUUGGUAGAACAUUGGACAACCUUUCACCAACAGUGGCACCAACCCCCUUUCCAACAAUGCCACCAACUUUGUCACCCACAAAGAAACCAACCCCAUCACCAACUUAUGAACCAACUUAUGAGCCAACUUAUGAGCCAACUUAUAAGCCAACUAAAGCUACAACACACACUCCAACCAGUGAACCAACAUUUCAACCUACACCCAACCCUACCCAUGAGCCCACAUUUUCUCCUACCACCAGAGAUAUUCCUGACUAUUCAGGUGCAGCUGCACAAGGACCCCCAUCACCAACUGGGACCCCAACUACUCUUGAGCCCACUUCAACUCCACCCACCCCAAUCCCAAGCACAGCACACCCAAACACUUCGCGUCCAACAACAGCACGCCCGAGCACAUCGGUUGUGAGUCAAGCCUCUGCCAGUCCAGCACCCGUCACUUCAAAUCCAAGUACCACCCCGUUUCCACCCAGCGCUAAGACUGCCACUGCAAUCCCUAGUCACAUCCCCUCAACAACACGUCCCAGUACUCAUACUACUUCUCCAAGUCCUAGACCAACCACGGCACACCCGAGUACUGCAGCACCCACUACACUGAGCCCAGCUGUAACUCCAGCAUCACCAAGUGUCAGCCCCACUACUGCACGUCCCAGUACUCUUGACCCUACUGUGUCUCCCAGUACUCUGGCCCCCACAAUAGCUCCCACUACCAGUCCUACUACCAGUCCCACUACCAGUCCUACUACCGAAAGUCCAACUGAAGCACCCAUCACAGAUCUCCCCACUGUGGCUCCAACAUCAACCGGUGUCAUCCCCACUACAACUCGUCCAACUACCUCUCCCAACACCAGUCCCACCACUGCAAAUCCAAGCACUGGAGCACCUGCCACCAUGCGCCCCACUGCGUCUCCAAUUACAGAUUUCCCAACACAAACUGAUCCACCAACAAGCUUCCAGUGUACCCUUGAUACAGAGGGAACCGCUCGCUACAGUAUCACACUUGAGAAUGCUCAGUCACUCUCAAAUGAUCAGCUCAUUGAAGCCUUCAUUGGAGCUGAUGCUGCACUGGAGAAGGAUGAGUGUACUCCUGUUGUACUCAGAGUAUCCGUUGCAGGAAGAGACCAGGAAAGAAAGCUUCAGGAGUCAGAAUCAAGGCAACUUCAGUUAACAGAAAUUGUUUCGUUUAACGUUGAAGCCUUGGUAGAGCCUGAGAUUUUCCCACUUGUGGAUUUCAGCCUAUUUGGCGGGGAUGUAGGUGACGAUGGCUUCACAGAGGCUUUCCGUGAAAAUGAUAUCAUUGUGGACAGUGGUGCUGUUGUCUUGGAAGCAAGGGAUGUUGAUCCACAGACACUACCACCAGUCAAUGCGCCUACAGAAUUCCCAGAUGCUCCACCAACCUUUGAGCCACUGGACUUUCCCACCUUCGAGCCACUGGAAGGUCAACCUACCUUCACGCCAUUGGACUUGCCAACCUUUGAGCCAUUUGACUUCCCAACCUUCGAGCCAUUCAACUUUCCAACCUUCAAGCCACUGGACCUCCCAACCUUUGAGCCACUGGAUUUUCCAACCUUCGAGCCUCUGGAUUUUCCCACCUUUGAGCCAUUAGACUACCCAACCUACGAGCCACUGAACUACCCAACCUACGAGCCAUUAACUACCCCACCUACGAGCCAUUAA